Drosophila arizonae is the source of this 1191-nucleotide messenger RNA. Its product is annotated as filamin-B. The record is from RefSeq and is a predicted model, not a curated record. Gene Ontology annotation, biological process: actin cytoskeleton organization. NCBI's taxonomy places the organism in Eukaryota, Metazoa, Arthropoda, Insecta, Diptera, Drosophilidae. Gene Ontology annotation, molecular function: actin filament binding.
AAUGGAAAAUAUUGAGAAAUUCUCAAGAGCAUUUUCGAGUGUUUAAGAGAGAGAGAGCGAGAGAGAGAGAGAGAGAGAGAGAGAGAGGAAGGCACUGCACAGCAGCAGAUCUUCAGUCUGGCCAAGGAAUAGCAGCGGCGCAGACAACGCCACGUCAGGGAGCGCUCGUAAAUUGGAGAAAAAGAGGAAGAAUUUACAGAGUUUAUUGAAAAGGCAAUUUGCUAGAUUAGUUGGAAUCGCAUCGUGUAAAUUCUUGCGAGCGUGUUUGGCGGCAUGUUCCGAGUGUCGCAGGAGAUUCGCUUGAAUACGAGCGCAGCGGGCGCCGCGGGGCAGCCCCAGGGGCUGGCCGAUGUCGGCGAUGUCAGCAGCAGUACGGAGAGUUGUUGUAUUUUCGGUCGAUACCAGCGCACGCCCGAUGCGGAUGCGUAUCCAACAGAGCCGCCGCAUGUCUAUGUAGCGCCCGAGCUGACCGACGCGGGCAAGGUGCAGUUGCUGCAUUUGCCCAGCGGCGCGGUGCGCGUCAAUUCCACGAUUAGCUUCGUCAUCAAGCGCAAUGGGGUGAAGGGCAACUUCGAUGUGCGCCUCGAGACACCCAGCGGACAGCACGGAGCGCCACUGCAGCUGACGCAGCUGGAUCCGGAACGCUUUCAGGUGGAAUGCCAGCUGACGCAGGCGGGCCUCUAUAAGGUGCACAUCAAGUGCAAUUCCGUGCCGCUGCCCAAGUCGCCCUACAUUAUAGUCACCAUAGCUGGAGCGGCGACACCAAUUGAGGAUGGGAACGAACAUGCCGCCAGCAAGCCAUCAAGUAAGUGUCCCAUAUAUUCCAGUGUUCACAUUUCUAAUGUAUGCUAUGCAGUGCCCCACUUCGAAUCCGAUGCCAGCAAAGUUCAGAGUCGGGGCCUGGGUCUGACCCAUGUCAAUCUGCUCGAGCGGAACGAGUUCACGGUGGAUGCCAGCUCUGCCGGCAGUAAUAUGCUCUUUGUGGGCAUACUGGGACCGCAGGGACCAUGUGAUGAGGUGCUGGUCAAGCAUCUGGGGCGGCAUGUAUACCGUGUCGCGUACCAGGUGAGGGAGCCGGGCGACUACACUCUGGUGGUCAAGUGGGGUGAGCAACACAUUCCAGGAUCACCCUUUAGCCUCUCUGCCGAGUAACUGGAAGCACGUAAUGCAGGCUGGGUUCUAGCUCGGCAG